UACCUUUUAGGUAAAAUAACGCAAUUAUUUUUUGGCCACAGUUCUCUCUCUCUCUCUCUCUCUCUCUGUUUUAGCGUGUACACAUUUAACAUCAAGCACAGAUCUGGAUCGUGCAUUAAGAAAUCCUUCAGACCCAGCCUCGUGUUCUCGUUGAUCCCAGGACUUGCAGGUUUGUUACCUGUUAUAGAAUUAUGUCAAGGAGGCCAGUAAAUCCUGCUCGACGCAUUGGUGAUGGUGGAAGCAUUCCAUUUGUGGGUGUGGUGCAGUCCAAAUCACGCUCCUCUCCCCUAAUAUCUAUUGGGCUAGUGAUUGUGGGCGCAAUUCUUCUUAUUGGUUAUUCCUAUAGUGGUUCAGGUGGACCAACCAGUGAUAUACAAGCAUUGAGUAAAAUUGAAGGUGGUAUUUCAUGUACAUUAGAAGUUCAGAGAGCAUUACCUAUUCUAAAAAAGUCUUAUGGUGAUAGCAUGCAUAAAGUGUUGCAUGUGGGCCCUGAUACCUGUUCAGUGGUAUCUAAGUUGUUAAAAGAAGAGGAUGCUGAAGCAUGGGGUGUGGAACCAUAUGAAUUAGAUGAUGGUGAUGCCAACUGUAAGAGCCUUGUGCGUAAAGGCAUUGUCCGUGUGGCUGAUAUUAAGUUUCCUCUGCCCUAUAGGGCAAAAUCAUUUUCUCUUGUUAUAGUGUCAGAUGCAGUGGAUUACUUGUCCCCAAAGUACCUGAACAGAACCCUUCCAGAGUUGACAAGGGUAUCUGCUGGUGGUGUUGUUAUAUUUGCUGGUUAUCCAGGUCAGCAUAGAGCUAAAGUUGCAGAGUUGUCCAAAUUUGGCCGUCCAGCCAAGCUGCGAAGCUCAUCUUGGUGGAUAAGAUACUUUGUUCAGAAUAAGUUAGAGGAGAAUGAAGCUGCCUCUAAGAAAUUUGAACAGGCUUCAACCAAAAGGUUGUAUAAGCCCGCCUGCCAAGUUUUCCACCUCAAAUCAUAGAGAAUCUAAGCAUGAUAUCUUCGCUUUCUGGCUUGUGGGGCGAAACCAUUCCCGCAAGCAUUUUCAGCAUCCAAAGGGGUAAGUUCUUAUUCUGUGGAAAUUACAGAGCCUAAUUUUGUUUUACAACUAUGAGACGGUAGAUCUUCCAAUCAAUAUAUUUACAUAUUGAGGAGGUUGGGUUGCAUGUUAUGGCUUCCACCAUUAUGUAUUCAUUUAAGGCUUUGGCUCCUUAAUACUGGCUUGUUGUGGUUGCAAUGAUAAAUUUGUUAGCUUCUCCAAACUCACUUUUGUUUUAGUAAUGAGAAGAUAAUUAUUAGACAA
This is a messenger RNA of Alnus glutinosa, 1295 nucleotides long. RefSeq names its product probable pectin methylesterase CGR2. NCBI's taxonomy places the organism in Eukaryota, Viridiplantae, Streptophyta, Magnoliopsida, Fagales, Betulaceae. The coding region runs from base 192 to 974 and encodes 260 amino acids. The record is from RefSeq and is a predicted model, not a curated record. Gene Ontology annotation, molecular function: methyltransferase activity. The transcript has 7 exons. Gene Ontology annotation, biological process: pectin metabolic process.